GCUUCAGUCCACAUUACACUGCAGGGCUACUUAGAUUGUCAGUCAUAACAGUGAAUUUCUACAACUCAUCAGUUUCGAUAUCCACGACAUUUAUAAGCUUUUUUGUAAAUAUGGAAUACUUGUAGUAAAUAGUGAUUUUAUUAAACACAUGCUUAACGAAAAAACUAAAUUAACAUUCUAUCAAGUUGAGUUUUAUGAAUAAGGUGGUAAAAACUUAAAAACUGCGCCAUGUCUUCUCAAAUCCCAAUGUCCGUGACCGUCAAGCCAGCGGAGCCUGUGACGUCAAUAGGUUCCAUGGCGACCUUCGGAAGGUUCCAGCGGUGGCAGUACGUGCUGGCAACUAUACCUAUACUGUUUACUGCGAUGAGCAACAUCAACUAUGUGUUUUCUGCGGCUGCCGAGGAUGCCAGAUGUGCCGUGCCAGUCUGCGAAACAGCAAACUCCACACCAGCCCUGCCACCCUGGUGGCCUGCGGUCGAACAUCGCUGCUCCCGUCCGGUGCUCACCAGCGGCAUCGUUGGCAACUGCAGCGUGCACAGCUUCACCAACCAGUCUGUGCGUUGUGACAAGUGGGUGUAUGGUUCCAAUAACUCCAUAGUUUCUGAGUUUGACCUGGCCUGCCAAGAGUGGAAGCGGACGCUGGUGGGCACCGUCCACAACGUGGGUGUGAUGAUAUCCAUGCCUCUAAUGGGCUUCGUUUCAGACAGGUGGGGCCGAAGAAAAUCUAUAAUAGCCAGCGGUCUGGGUCUGGUGGUGGGGGCUUUCAAGACCCUAACCGCGGGUCCGGGCUGGACCGGGUAUCCCCUUUACUUGUUACUGGAGCUUCUCGAGGCUGCGCUGGUAACUGGAACUUACACCACAUGCUUUGUGCUAAUGCUAGAGUUAGUCGGCAAGAACAAACGCAUAAUCAGCGCCCUAGUCCUUGGGAUCAUGAUCUCCUCCGGCGAACUUCUCUUAACCCUCAUCGUCUGGCUGGUCCCCUACUGGAGACACUUCCAGCUCUUCCUCUACUGCCCUGCCUUCAUCUUCCUCGCCUACAUCUUCCUUCUAGAAGAAUCCUUACGCUGGUUAAUUGUUAAUGAGAAAAACGAUAAAGCUGUCAUGCUGGUACAGAAGAUUUCAAAGUGGAAUGGUGUGGCGUUGUCACGGAAGAUGAUAGAUGCUAUUCGGAAUUCGAAAGUGGGGUUUGAUGCGGAUAAAGAAGUGGAGAAGGAGAAGUUCCAUCCGAAGCUGUUGUUUUCUUCGGCGAUGUUGGUUAAAAGGCUAGUAGUAUGCUCAUGGUGGUGGUUCACCGCAGCAUUCGUCUACUACGGCCUCUUGAUCAACUCCGUAACGUUGCCUGGCAACAAGAUAGCGAACUUCGCUCUCUCCGCGAUCUCGACGCUGAUUGGCGAGUUCAUCGCUUGCUUCUCGCUUAACAAGAUCGGGAGGAAGUAUACUUUGCUGGGAGGGUUCCUGGUUUGUGGGGUCGCGUGCGUCGCUGAAGCUUUUGUACCAAAAGCUGCCAAGACCGAAUUAAUAGUGAUAUUCCUGCUCGGCAAGAUGUGCAUAUCUAUCUGCUUCAACGGUAUCUACGUGUACACAUCCGAGCUGGUGCCGACCAGCGCGAGGGGCUGCUUAGUGGGCGCCUGUUCCAUGGUGGCUAGAGUUGGCUCUGUCUUAGCACCCUUGACUCCACUGUUGGGUAACUGGUGGCAUCCAUUGCCGACGCUCCUCUUCGGCGGUUCAGCGUUGAUGGCCGCGUUGCUGACACUCUCGACACCCGAGACAUUGCAGCGAGACCUGCCCGACACCGUCGCCCAAGCUAAAGCUUUCCAUCAAUAACCAGUGGCUCUGUGAACUGCGAGUCCGUCUUUGCAAUAGCAUAGAGAAAUAUAGUAAGAUAAGAGUCCAUACACCAGUUUUGGUAUCAAAAGACUAAUAUUUUCAUAGUCGACAUCUAGCAUCGAGUAGCGGAAUUAUCAGUACUGCUAAGUAGUAGUACCUAGUAGUACUGUCAAGUGACAAUAGAUGUCGCGCCGACCGGAAAGUUGAGCAUUAGACAUUUCUCUAUGGUCUUUGCGUAGUUUGAAUCUGAAUAAAUGUAUAGAUCCGCAACUUUCACAAAUUAUCAAAAAAUAAAUUAUUUAAUAAAUUAAUGAACGUACAAAAUUUUACGAGAAUCGGUUGAGAAACGCGCUCUACAGUUGGAAAGUUUCUCGGAAAUUUCAGGGAAAAUUCACAGGAAAUAAAGGAAAUUUUCAUUUUGGAAAUGGGAAUAAAAUAUAGGUAGGCUAGCAAUCAUACUUUUUUUGCGUUAAGUUUCUGAAAUUUAUCCAUGUGGAAUUUUCUCAAUCGAAACUAUCCAACGGGACACAUUAGUACAUUAGUAGGCACCUCAAUCACUCACGUCCUGAGUGAACGUGACCAUGUGAAUCAAUUUGGGUCUAAGUAAUCACUUUUAAUUCAAAACUAUGUAUUGUAUUGAUAUAAACCACUUUUAAAAAAUAAAUUGUAUAGGCAGAUAUAAUAGAAAUAAAGUAAACAGUACUA
This is a messenger RNA of Cydia fagiglandana, 2532 nucleotides long. Its product is annotated as organic cation transporter protein-like. The coding region runs from base 229 to 1824 and encodes 531 amino acids. The transcript has 8 exons. The record is from RefSeq and is a predicted model, not a curated record. Gene Ontology annotation, cellular component: membrane. NCBI's taxonomy places the organism in Eukaryota, Metazoa, Arthropoda, Insecta, Lepidoptera, Tortricidae. Gene Ontology annotation, molecular function: transmembrane transporter activity. Gene Ontology annotation, biological process: transmembrane transport.